Molecule: messenger RNA, 5481 nt
Organism: Pogona vitticeps (central bearded dragon)
Lineage: Eukaryota; Metazoa; Chordata; Lepidosauria; Squamata; Agamidae
Gene: PRKAA1
Product: protein kinase AMP-activated catalytic subunit alpha 1
Biological process (GO): intracellular signal transduction; protein phosphorylation
Cellular component (GO): cytoplasm
Molecular function (GO): AMP-activated protein kinase activity; ATP binding
Source: RefSeq, a predicted model, not a curated record
CCUUGUGCGCAGGCUCGGCACUUGGCGCAAGAUGGCGGCGGCGGAUAAACAGAAACAUGAGCACGGGCGGGUGAAGAUCGGGCACUACAUCUUGGGGGACACGCUGGGCGUAGGCACCUUCGGCAAAGUCAAGGUUGGCAAGCAUGAACUGACUGGGCACAAAGUGGCAGUGAAGAUCUUGAACAGACAGAAGAUACGCAGCCUUGAUGUUGUGGGGAAGAUCCGCAGAGAGAUUCAGAAUCUGAAACUGUUUCGGCAUCCACACAUAAUUAAACUGUACCAGGUUAUCAGCACACCAUCUGACAUUUUCAUGGUGAUGGAAUAUGUUUCAGGAGGUGAAUUGUUUGAUUACAUCUGUAAAAAUGGAAGGCUUGAUGAAAAGGAGAGUAGACGUCUGUUCCAGCAAAUCCUUUCUGGUGUGGAUUAUUGCCACAGGCACAUGGUAGUCCACAGAGACUUGAAACCUGAAAAUGUACUGCUUGAUGCACACAUGAAUGCCAAGAUUGCUGAUUUUGGCCUUUCAAAUAUGAUGUCAGAUGGAGAAUUUUUAAGAACAAGCUGUGGUUCUCCUAAUUAUGCUGCUCCAGAAGUAAUUUCAGGAAGGUUAUAUGCAGGGCCAGAAGUGGAUAUCUGGAGCAGUGGGGUUAUUCUUUAUGCUUUGUUAUGUGGAACCCUUCCAUUUGAUGAUGAUCAUGUGCCGACACUUUUUAAGAAGAUAUGUGAUGGUAUCUUUUAUACGCCACAAUACCUGAACCCAGGAGUAAUUAGCCUUUUGAAACACAUGCUGCAGGUGGAUCCCAUGAAGAGAGCUACAAUCAGAGAUAUAAGGGAACAUGAUUGGUUUAAGCAAGAUCUACCCAAAUACCUUUUUCCUGAAGAUCCAUCAUACAGUUCAACAAUGAUUGAUGAUGAAGCCUUAAAAGAAGUUUGUGAGAAGUUUGAAUGCACGGAGGAAGAAGUGCUAAGCUGUUUGUAUAAUCGAAAUCAUCAGGAUCCUUUAGCAGUUGCCUAUCACCUAAUUAUAGAUAACAGAAGAAUAAUGAAUGAAGCUAAAGACUUUUACUUAGCUACUAGUCCACCAGAUUCCUUUCUUGAUGAUCACUUCUCCCGUCCCCACCCUGAAAGAGUGCCAUUUUUAGUAGCCGAAGUACCAAGGCCACGUCAUACACUUGAUGAGUUAAAUCCACAAAAGUCCAAACAUCAGGGUGUCAGAAGAGCCAAGUGGCAUUUGGGAAUCCGAAGUCAGAGUCGGCCAAAUGAUAUCAUGGCAGAAGUUUGUAGAGCAAUCAAACAGUUGGAUUAUGAGUGGAAGGUUGUAAAUCCAUACUACCUGCGUGUUCGUAGGAAGAAUCCAGUGACUGGCACAUAUUCCAAAAUGAGUCUGCAGUUAUACCAGGUGGACAGUAGGACUUACCUACUAGAUUUUCGUAGUAUUGAUGAUGAAAUUACUGAAGCAAAAUCAGGGACCACCACUCCCCAGAGGUCAGGCUCUGUGACUAACUACAGAUCUUGUCAGAAGGAUUUGGACACUGAUGCUCAAGGAAAAUCUUCUGAUGUGUCUCUUACUUCAUCGGUGACCUCUUCCCUUGACUCUUCAGCAGCGGAGUUAACUCCAAGAUCAGGGAGCCACACGAUAGAAUUUUUUGAGAUGUGUGCAAAUCUUAUUAAAAUACUUGCACAAUGAUUUGUAAGAUUGGCUUAUUAUUUUUUUUUACAGCAAUAAGCAUGCCUAAAACAAAAACAGAAAAAAAAUCAUAGUCAAAUGCUUCCAACUAUAAUCAAGUUACAGUUAACUUUGGCGCUGAGAAGACUAGCCACGCUGCAGUUUGCACAGGAAUGGGAUAUACAGUUAAAGGCAGUCUAAAUGUCUUAAUGUAAUGAAGCAAAUGAUGGUUAGAGAGUUCCUGGUGUGAUACAAGAAAAACUUUGUGAGCAGAGUUUUAUUUUUCAUUGUGUACACAUUGGGGCUUCAUAGAGUAUUAACCAUAAGGAUCUUUUUGUAGUUUGUCUUUAUAUUGCUGAUUCCAUAUUCCUGUUACGGUAUAACUGGUCACUUGCUAGAUCAGGGAUCUUUUUGGAUCUCAGUCUUCAGUUGCACCCUGCGAUAUCUCAGUAUAACUAUUUUCCUUGUCAAACAGCACUUCACGCUUCUGGCACUUGUCUCAAGUUUUCAGCAGUCAGUGGUGCAUUUGGGUGGAAAAGCCUAAAGCACCCUUUACAUUGCUUUUUACCAGUUGAUAUGCUGGGAAAUCCAAAGUCCAACUCCUCAUGUGCUUAAUUUUUCCAUAAGAUGUAUUUGCAAAGCCAAAUAUUGUCACCAGAAGCAGUUUUGGUGGUAACAGUACUCUGAAAAGAAUGACAAAAUGGCCCAGGACCUAAAGAGUUUGUUUCAUGAGGCCGUGUGUGGCUUUACAUAUUGUUUUCCUCAAGCAGCCGCAGCACAUGGCAAGUUUGGGAAGAGCUUUGUGAUAUAGCGUGGGGAGGAGACUGCUUUUCAGCGCUGAGAGACAGAACUGCUGUCAUACUAGCACAAGCCCUUGAUGGACAUGGCUUCCUGAUUGUGGACUUCAGUCAGGGAAUAAUAGUUAGGAAAGGGGUUUACAGCUGCUGGCACAACUAGUAUAAAGACAAGAAUGUACUUGGUAGGUAUACAACUGUCUAGAUUUAUUGGCCCAUGUCUCCCACCAGUAGUUAAUGAGCAGCUUUUUGCAUGCUAAUCCACUACAAGAUAAAGAAUCUGUGCCUAAAUCCAGUGUGUGUGUGGCUGUCAGGACAGCCCAAAUAGAUGGGUGCGUAUAGUUCUUGGAAUCUUGCACUGAGGAUUCCAUGGGUCCUGUUUUCAUAUGGUUUUCAUAUACAUAUUUUUGGCGGAUAACUAGUGAUGAGUGAUUUGGAGUUUACCUCUGUUGUAUAAUCACUUUUUAUACCGUUUUUACACUGAAUUAAGAUUUGUAAUUGUAAUGGAACAUUAAAUAGCCCGGGUUUGGUUUUGAAAUGUAUAAAAACUACAUGUUUCCAGUCAUUUGUACUCAGUGCUGCAGACAUGAUAUUUGACCAUGGUUAGCACUAGAGUCAGACACGACGAAACGACUAAACAGCAAGCACUAACCACGGAUUGAUGGCUUAAUUAUAGUUAAUCCUAGACAUUCAGACUGUGUUUGGAUGGACUGAGAAUUCAAGAGAACUUUGGCUUAUCCUGAAAGAGGUUUAUGUUCAUACAUGUAUAGUCUGUUUCCUCCUACUUUGCUUCUCUGCUAGCAUCACAAGUAAAGAAACCUACCCAGAGGCCAAGUUUUUUGUUCAGAACAAUCUAGGAUUCAAAAAUGAAGGCUUGUUCUUGUUUUACAGUUCCAAGCUUGUUUUGGAGCAACAAACUAGGAACAUACUUCAGAUGGCAUGCUAAAGAAAAUUCCUGGGGGUUUUCAUUGAUUGUGCUAAACUAAUGAGGUUUGUACACCACCACACACUUUAUCCUUGAUAAACUGGAAUUCCAAAGAAUUCUCCUUUAUCUUUCUAUGCCAACAAGGCUACAAUGAAGCUAUGUUGUUAACUUGCUAGAGUACGCUCUUCUUUUCCAGGAGACAUGUAUAGGGUGGUAUCAGGAAAGCCUUUUUACUUUAAAAGCAAGAGAGAGAAAACUGCCUUAUCUGUGGCUUUCUAGAUGCAGAUAUAACAGCUUUGACUAUGGUUAAUGUGACCUCUCUACAAACAAAGGUUUUACACUCUUUUUUGUGGCUAAAUUUGAACUAUAAUUGAGAUGCUCAUGUAGUUGAGAAAAACAAAAUCAUGGCAUAUGUGAACAGGAUCAGUAGGAGACAGAAAACAGAUUUUUAAAAAUCCAAAUGCAGGAGAGGUUGCCAUUGAAUUGGGCCAGCAGUGAAUUAAGAAGAACCAAGGAUACAGUUCUCCCCUUUAACGAGAAAUAUCUGUGCCUAUCAGAUGAAACAUGCAGUUGCUUAAGUUCACAAUCUGCUGCAUGAAUUUAGAGGUUGCAUUGGUGAUAUUUUAAUUGGGCACAAGCUAAACCUUGCAUUUUGUUCUAGUUGCAAAGAUCCAUACAUUCCGUAGCUUCUCUUGGAAUUUUGACAUGCAUUGUUCUUUCAGAGACAAGUGGUCUUAUGUUGCAUUUUCACACUUCUUCAGGUAUGAUAUUUUCCAGAAUCCAACAGUGGCCAGAAUAUUACUUUUCUAUAUUAGCCAUGAUCAAGAAUUUAAGGCUUUUGUUCCUCAAUGUGCACCAGUCACAUGACUUGGCACCCAACAAGACAUGCAAAUAUCACCUUAACUAAUGACAAUUUGCCACAGCAUUUAAUACUGUUGACUCAUGUCAAUGUACCUAAAUAAACUGGAUUCUGGUCAGUACCUUUAGAAUGGAAUCUGAUAGGCAGUUCUUAAAAUGUACUCCUAAAAGACUAUGCGUAUGAGAUGACACCGGCACCAGGAGUGAUUCCCCCCACCCCCAAGGAACCAUUUGGUACUAAUGUAUGAAAAAGGUUCUCUUGGAGAUCAAAUAGUAUUUCUCCCUUUUUAAUUUACAGUAAUAAUUGAAAGUACUUUGAUGUCUAGUUCUGCUCAAUCUAUUCAAUAACUGUGAUUUUCCUCAGUUGUGCUCUGUUGAUUUUAAAAUUGCUAAUAUUGCACUUGGCAAGUGGCAUAAACGCACACUGUUUUUCUUUGUUUUAUUGCUGGGAGGCCUUGAGGAGAGUAUUCAGUAAACCCCUGUAUCUGGUUUUAGACGCCCUUAGACAACAGUGGGCACAAGCCAUAAGUAUCACCACUGCACACCAUCUGUCUGUUCAGCAUGGCAUGCAACCAAAUUGUAUGCUUGUUUAUGCAGUAUAGUUUUUUUUGUGCAGGUCUGAAUCUGCUGAAUUCAAUAAGGCGUACUCCUCAAUAUGCUUGCCUUAGGACUGCAGCCUUGGAGUAACCCCUAUGCAAGUCCUACUUAAAUGGAUGGAAGAUCUCCCCUCCCCUUGGAGCCUCUGCUGAAUUAUGUCCAGUGUCUUUAUACUCAAAAAAUGUCACAGUGCAACAAACUUUAAUUUUAUAUAUUUAAGGCAUUUUUAUUCUUAAACGACGAGGCUUUAAUUUUACCUUUGUAUAUGUGGGUUCAAAUACAUAACAGGAGAGUACAUUUCCUAUACUCAAAUGGUCAGUUUUUAAAUAUUUUUUUUAAACAGCCGUUAGCCGUUGAAUAGUUUUUUAGAGUUCUUUUCAUAGAUAGGGCUGUCCUGAUACAUAUUAUUUACCUGGGGGGGGAUCACACUUUUCUGUAAGUUUUCUACACUUGUAGGAAAACGUUGACAUUGAGUUGGCUGGGUUUCGGGGGAAAAAACCAAACCUCAUGUGGGCUUGCAGUGGUGCAUUAGAGUUGAUUUUACUUAGUGUUACAUUAGGACAAGGCAGUAAUUAGAUAGUUGUACAGUUAAGGAGAACUGCUUUGCAAAAGAGACAGCUGUGGAAGUGUCACCAAAAAAAAAA